Salvia miltiorrhiza (redroot sage) is the source of this 882-nucleotide messenger RNA. RefSeq lists its product as uncharacterized. Bases 1 to 660 code for a protein of 219 amino acids. Lineage: Eukaryota; Viridiplantae; Streptophyta; Magnoliopsida; Lamiales; Lamiaceae. The record is from RefSeq and is a predicted model, not a curated record. The transcript is spliced from 3 exons.
AUGACUCCCGAUUUUUGGACUGGACUCCAGGAUUACUGGCAGCGUCCCGAGGUUGAGGCUGUUUCAGAUCGAGCACGUGCCAACCGGAUGUCCGAGCCCGAUGGGGAGGGUACAGGGAUCAGUAGGCACGUGGGCGGGUCCCAGUCGACUCGUAUCCUGCAGCAGUAUAUGAGCUUGGAUCCUGGUACUCCCCAGGAUGCACCGAACUAUGCCACCUUCCUCCGCCUCCACACGUACGCCGACGGAAGUUAUACGUCGGAGAGAGAUGCUAGAAUUGACGCCGAGGUUCAUCGACUGGCCGCUGCCACAGGACGACAGGAGCGGCUAGACGAGGUGUAUUUGGAGGUGGUGCAAAUUGAUAGGUCACGGAUCUACGGCGUCGGGAGUGCCGGGCAGAGUCAGGCUAGUAGGGGGUCUAUCCGCAGCACGGGCAGUUCUGCGGUGUCUCAGCAGCUUUAUGAGACACGGAUCUCCACGCUGGAGGAGCAAUUGGCGGCAGAGCAAGCACAACGCCAACAGAUGGAGGACCGCAUGGCGGCAGAGCAAGCACAACGCCAACAGAUAGAGGACCGCAUGGCUCAAUUGGAGGCGUUUAUGAGGAUGUAUAAUGCUCAGCCACCUCCACCCCCUCAUGCCGAUGAUGAUGAUGAUGAUGCUUAGAAUUAUUAAAACUAUAUAUUUAUGUUUUCAAACAAAAUUACAUUUGCACUUUCUUUUCAAAUUUAUGUUUUAUUGAACUAUAUAUUUCAAGUGCUUUAAUUAUUAAAACUAUAUAUGUUUUAUAUAUUUAAGGCAAUGAUGAUGAUGAUUGCAUUUAACAUAAACAAAUAAAUUCAAAUCACAUUAUAAUAACCAAAUUAAAACACUUUUGGUGUAUUAAUG